Messenger RNA from Lycium ferocissimum, 1766 nucleotides. RefSeq names its product glucan endo-1,3-beta-glucosidase 12-like. The transcript is spliced from 3 exons. Gene Ontology annotation, cellular component: plasma membrane. Gene Ontology annotation, molecular function: hydrolase activity, hydrolyzing O-glycosyl compounds. The record is from RefSeq and is a predicted model, not a curated record. Bases 227 to 1621 code for a protein of 464 amino acids. Gene Ontology annotation, biological process: carbohydrate metabolic process. NCBI's taxonomy places the organism in Eukaryota, Viridiplantae, Streptophyta, Magnoliopsida, Solanales, Solanaceae.
UCAUAAUUGUGUAAGCACUUUUUGAUACAAAAUGACCCACCACUUUGACUAGAAUUGCCAUAGUGCACAUGACACAGUAUAGAUAAUCAUGUAAUUUUACCACAUUGAUAUCGGGGGAUACAUAAACUACACUAACACUGCUCUCACACCCCCAUACUUCCAUUAUAAGUGGUAGUGAGAAUUACGCUCACAGUUACAUUUAUAGGGCCAUUUGUGGGCUGGCGAGAUGUCUCUCCUUGGUAGUCUUGUGCUGCCACUCCUCCUCAUACUUCUCCCUCUUUGCUGCAAUAAUGUUUACGGUGUCGGAAUAAACUAUGGAACAGUUGGAAGCAACUUGCCCUCACCAAAGAAAGUGGCUCAGCUACUUCAAUCGACCAUCAUUGACAAGGUUAAGAUCUACGAUACCAAUCCUGAAAUCCUUGAAGCCUUUUCCAACACCGGAAUUGACAUCAUUGUUGCUGUUGAAAAUUCUAAUGUCACAAACCUAAGCGCCAACCAGUCUGCUGCUGAUGAGUGGUUCUCCGCUCGUAUCUUGCCCUUCAUUCCUGCCACUUCCAUUGUGGCCAUUGCCGUAGGAAAUGAGUAUUUAACCCCGGAUGGUGAUGGUGAUGAUAAAUUGGACCAUAAUGCCUUAGUCCAAGCAAUGCAAAAUCUGCAUUCAGUUUUACUAUCACGCGGGCUAGCCCGCAAAAUCAAAGUGUCCACGCCACAUAGCAUGGCUGUUCUUGCUACUUCUUUUCCACCUUCAUCUUCCACAUUUGCCACCACCCUCCUUCCUACCAUGACUUCCAUUGUCACGCUUUUAGCAGAUACAAAUUCCGCCUUCAUGGUUAAUGCGUACCCAUAUUUUGCUUACCGGGACAAUCCCAGUACGGUCAAUUUAGAGUAUGCAUUACUAGGAAAUGCAACCGGGGUACGUGACCCUAAAGGUUACGUGUACAAUAACAUGCUAGAUGCACAAAUUGAUGCAAUUCGAUCAGCAAUCAAUGCACUUGGUUUUGGAAAUCGGUCGAUUCAGAUUAUGGUAUCAGAAUCUGGAUGGCCAUCCAAGGGAGAUGCAGGAGAAACCGCUGCAACCACUCAAAAUGCUAGAACCUAUAAUAGCCGAUUAGUUGAACGUGCUCAGUCAAAUAAAGGUACCCCCAUGAGCCCAAAAGAUGGCAUUGAUAUUUUUGUGUUUGCCUUGUUCAACGAAAACAAGAAACAAGGAGGGACUAGUGAGAGGAACUUUGGGAUUUUCAAUGCGGAUGGAUCGAAGGUUUAUGAUGUGGAUUUGAGUUGUCAAUUCUGUAGCGGAAAUUCUGAAAAAAUGGGGGGUUUUGGAGAGAAAUUGUCACUAAGGGGACCUUCAGUUUGGUGUGUAGCUAAGCCACAUGCAGAUGAGAAGGUGAUACAGGCUGUGCUGGAUUUCUGUUGUGGACCUGGAGGUGUCGACUGUAGGGAGAUCUAUGAAAAUGGCUACUGCUUUCAGCCUGAUAAAAUUCACGCCCAUGCAUCCUACGCCAUGAACGCUUAUUACCAGAUGCAUGGAAGGAACUAUUGGAACUGUGACUUCAAAGGCACUGGUCUUGUUACCUUCAGCGAUCCAAGUUAUGGAAGAUGCUUCUAUUCGCAACAGUGACACUGGAAUCAGAAAGGGGUACUGUGAGAUCAAUGUAAUUCAAAUUGCCUUUUCAAUCCUUGUUACUCUUGGACUAGUAGGUUAUCAAUGUUAUGUUCCUGUCAUGAAAAAGUCCGUAAUCAAAGGAUUUUUGUUCUCCGAGAAA